Molecule: messenger RNA, 444 nt
Organism: Vicia villosa (hairy vetch)
Lineage: Eukaryota; Viridiplantae; Streptophyta; Magnoliopsida; Fabales; Fabaceae
Exons: 3
Coding region: 1-444 (147 amino acids)
Source: RefSeq, a predicted model, not a curated record
AUGGGGUUUCCGGUUCUUGUUUCCCUCAGCCCAAUAACCCCCCUUGGGAUUUCCGUGGUUCGAAGAAGAGGAGGUGCGAUUGACGAAAUGCGUCAAAGAGGAAGACAACGUCGAGAGGCUGAUGGCGAGGGACAGCAGGGAGCUGCACCCGAGGUUGGUCUGCAGCAUCCGGCAUUUCCCGGAGGACCUACUGAUACAUCUUUAUUGGUUAGAUAUCAGAGUCAUGUUGCCUAUCAUUUAUGGUUGGGCGAGGAGAGACGACCAAAGCCAACCUUAAAGGUUGCUGCACAUGGCAGCAAAUUAAUAGGAUGGGUUCCGCCAAUGCUCCCAAGGCAGAUGAAUGAUUGGCUAGUUGCAUCUGGUCUGUCAUCUUUGCAGCAUACUAGUUUGGCCAGGGUAGAUACACAUCUAUUAUCUGCUUUUGUUGAAGAGAUGGCAUCCUGA